Scheffersomyces stipitis CBS 6054 is the source of this 516-nucleotide messenger RNA. RefSeq names its product centromeric DNA-binding histone H3-like protein (gene CSE4). The transcript has a single exon. Gene Ontology annotation, molecular function: protein heterodimerization activity; DNA binding; structural constituent of chromatin. Lineage: Eukaryota; Fungi; Ascomycota; Pichiomycetes; Serinales; Debaryomycetaceae. The record is from RefSeq and is a predicted model, not a curated record. Gene Ontology annotation, cellular component: nucleosome. The coding region runs from base 1 to 516 and encodes 171 amino acids.
AUGGCUAGAAUCUCUACAAGCUCCAAUAGACCGUUACCCUCGUCCAACGCAUUGAGACGACAGCGAGAACGAGAAAGACAAGAACAGCAAAGAGGAAGACAACCACAACGUUCUGCUGCUCCUGGGUCGCGGCCGCAAUCUGGAGCCAGUAGACAGCAACAGACGGGAAUCUACAGAAAUCAGCCGGGGGAUCCUACAGUGCAAGCUACUGUGAAAAGAAGAUAUAGACCAGGAACCGUUGCUCUUCGAGAAAUCAGACAGUACCAGAAAAACACUGACCUCUUGAUUCGUAAAUUGCCAUUUGCCAGACUUGUCAAAGAAGUGGCCGAAGACUAUAUCGGAGCUGACUACGGGAUCAGAUGGCAGUCCAAUGCCGUGCUAGCCUUGCAAGAAGCCUGCGAAGCCUACUUGGUGCAUUUGCUAGAAGACACCAACUUGUGUGCCAUACAUGCCAAACGGGUGACAAUCAUGCAGAAGGACAUCCAGUUGGCGAGAAGAAUUCGUGGCUACUUGUGA